UCCCCGCCUCCGGCCCCAGCAGCGGCUUGAGCCGAUGGAGCUCCCCGUCGUCCCAAGAAGGGGCUGGGGGGCGGAGUUUCCAGGGGGCAAGAGGGCGGGUCGGCCCCGCCCUCGCUCCGCCCUUCCCAGACUCGCGCGGCGCGGCCUCCGUUUCCAGGCAACAGCACAACCCGGGCGCCUGGCAGCCCGAGGCGGGAGGGCUGCACCACGGCCCUCGACGGGCGGACGGAGCUCGGCGGCCAAAUGGAGGACGACGAGGAGGAGAUCACGGCCGCCGCGCUGCGGGGCAAGCCCCGGCCGCUGCCCAUCUCGGCGCUGUCCGCCUUCAGCUACAUCCCUCCGCGGCGCCAGGACCCCAAGGAGCACAGCUACUACUACCGCCAGGGCUGGACUGGAAUCAUUUCCCUGUAUGACUGUGUUUUUAAGAGGGAUCCAGGUUAUAAUCAGAAGUUACACCGAGAUGACAGAGAACACGCCAAAAGCCUGGGACUCCACAUUAAUGAGGAGGAGCGCGAGCGGCCGGUGGGGGUGCUGUCGUCUUCGGUCUACGGGCGGCGCAUUGACCAGCCCGUGGAGCCUCUGAACCGCGACCACGGCCGCGCGGGCCACGUGAAGGCCGACUUCUACCGGAAGAACGACAUCACCAGUAUCAAGGCGCCUGGCUUCGGGCACAUCUCUCCUGCCUGAGCUCCUUCCAUGGCCCGAAGGGCGCACGAGCGAGGCAGGAGGGAGGGCAGCGCUAGGGACGCUCGGAGGGCCUCCCGGGGCCGGUGGGCGCCCUUGAUUCCCCUGGAUGCGCGCUGGGUCGCGGGGAAGGACCAAGGACCACGCAGGGCUGCUUGCCUGUGUAUUUCCUGGGCGACCAGCCUGGCCAAAGGCCUGCGAUUCUUAGGAUGAACACCUGGUAGGACGUUUUUCCCCUGGAACCAAUUUCAAGAUGAAAUGAUGCUGGAGGGUGAUCCAUUGCGGGCAUCUGAAUAAAAUGAAAACUUUGUUCCCCCUUGA
This is a messenger RNA of Bubalus bubalis (water buffalo), 1005 nucleotides long. It is a transcript of the gene CFAP90, whose product is annotated as chromosome 19 C5orf49 homolog. Bases 244 to 687 code for a protein of 147 amino acids. Lineage: Eukaryota; Metazoa; Chordata; Mammalia; Artiodactyla; Bovidae. The record is from RefSeq and is a predicted model, not a curated record. The transcript is spliced from 3 exons.